Molecule: messenger RNA, 2263 nt
Organism: Paramacrobiotus metropolitanus
Lineage: Eukaryota; Metazoa; Tardigrada; Eutardigrada; Parachela; Macrobiotidae
Product: chitin deacetylase 8-like
Exons: 7
Coding region: 716-2263 (515 amino acids)
Biological process (GO): carbohydrate metabolic process
Source: RefSeq, a predicted model, not a curated record
UAUUUUAAGUAUAAACGGCGCUUAAUUAAAUCUAUAUAGCAGCGUAGCGAACAUAGCGUGACCUUUGGACAUGAAGCUAUAUUGCGCAAGCCAUCCCGUGGCGAUGACAAAAUAAAUGGAAAUAUUUUCAUCAAUUUCGAACGUACAUUGUGUUUGGACGCACCAAUUGCGCCUACUUGCGAUUAAUCCUAUAACUCGAUAUCAAACAGUUGGCUAUAAAGUCGUCUGUUCCUUCUGGAUCUUCGUUUGCAUAAGUGAAAAAUACUUGAAGUUUGAUGUUUUGCGUGACAAUCAUACCUAAAAAACGUCCCUAAACCUAUCAAUGAGUUGUCAGAUGCUGAUUCACUUCGCCCGAGCACUCUGCCAGGUAUUCACUGCAUCAAGUAAGACCUUUUCUCAAGUACCCGUCCAACAGCCGUCACAGUCGCAUCUCAAUUGUGACACAACAUGGCCAAGGCUCCGCGCGAAACCAGAAAUGCAACACGCCAGCAUAUAUGGCCAGUGCAGCCCAAUGUGCGGUGAAUCUUGCAGUAGCAGCACAUGUUUGAUCAGUGCAACAGGAAGUACCCUCAACAAACAAAACAUUACACAUGCCUAUUGUACAGAAAUAUGGUUUUUUUGAGUUAGAAUGCGGACGUAUGAUCGAACAUUGUAACUUAUGCUGCCUGGAAGAGUCUAGCGUUUAGACGGAUGCCUCGUUCCCGGUAGAGGGAACAUGGAUAUUUUGAUUAUCACGAUCUCGUCCAUCUUGUACUUCAGCGUUGCGCACGGUGCGGAGCCGAAUUCAGAACUGCUGUUAUCAACAGAAGCAUCAACUGUAGAAUCUUUCUCGGCCGCAGUGCUUGAUUCGAGUUCUCAUUCCAGUAAUUCCACCCUAACCCCAUGGCCGGAAAUUACCAAUGGAUUGCCAAGCGAUUUUCUCACUUCCGACGAAGGAAUUUCUACAACAGCCUCGACAAUAACAUCUGCGAGUACAGGAACUGAAAGUACCAAAGAAUUCGAAGAAGGCAGUUUGCCGCCCGCGCCAACCACGCCGUUUCCAGACACCGCACCUACAGAUCCGCCCCUGCCGGAAAUGGCCAGACCGUGCGACCAAAUGGCAUGCCGGCUGCCUUUUUGUUAUUGUCAGGGCUACCAGAUCCCCGGUGGUUUGUCCGCCAAUGACACUCCACAAAUGGUGCUGACCACAUUCGAUGGCGCCAUCAAUAUGCACAAUUAUCCGCUGUACACGCAAAUGUACCACAAUGAGCGAGUCAACCCGAAUGGAUGUCCGGUACGAGCCACUUUUUUCGUUUCGCACCGAUGGACAGAUUACAGCAAUGUGCAGAAUUUGUAUGCCACCGGCCAUGAAAUCGCUCUUCGCGGUGUAGCUUUAACCGGCGACCAGUUGAACGCGACCUACGAGAAUUUCACGGAAGACAUUGUGGCAUUCCAGCAAAUCGCCAAGAAUUUCGCCGACGUGGAUCCACAAGACAUGGUGGGACAGCGAGCGCCCUAUCUGAAGACUGCCGGUGAUGACCAGUUCCUGGCGGCAUUCGAUGCGAAACUCUUGUACGAUGCCUCCAUUCUGAAUCCCAAUACAACGCCGGUGUGGCCUUUUACUUUGGAUUAUGCCACGCCCUUUCAGUGUCCCGAAUGGUAUCCGCCGUGUCCGCUCUUGUCGUAUCCAGGCUUAUGGGAAAUACCAGCAACAAGGAUGGUUGGACCAACGGGAAUUCCGUAUGGAUUCUAUAGUGCUUACGAGUUUCCGAAAAAUCCUAUCGAAGUGGCGGAAGUUUUGAUGAAGUUUUUCAAAGCACAUUACGAGGGAAAUCGGGCUCCCUUUACACUGAACGGGCUUUCCUAUUGGUUCGGAACAGCGGAGUACCGGUUAGGCUUUGAGUUGUUUUUGGAGCAACUUUUGCGCUUACCGGAUGUAUGGAUAGUAACAGCAUCGCAACUAAUCAGUUGGAUGCAACGCCCAACGCCGUUGUCGUCCAUCAAGGACUUCCCGGCAUUCAAAUGCGACCGUCCGCGAACCGCCCAACCGUGUGAUACCGGCAAGACUUGUCGGACAUUUCUGGAAGGAGAAGAAAUUUACUUCUCUACGUGUAAACGUUGCCCUUUUACGUUCCCGUACCUGAAGAAUUACAAUGGUUGCUUUAAUGACCCUUGUCCCACUCCGAUUGUGGAGUACGCUGACAGUGUGUCGGCAUUGUGCUGCAGUUAUGUCGUCCACGUAAUAAUGUUACUGCUUGCGUUAUCUGUAGCAAUAAAAAUUUAA